Molecule: messenger RNA, 4448 nt
Organism: Owenia fusiformis
Lineage: Eukaryota; Metazoa; Annelida; Polychaeta; Sabellida; Oweniidae
Source: the annotation of a GenBank genome assembly
AGUACGUGAAUUACUGAAGAUUGUGUCGAUUUUCGGGAGAAAUAUUUCGUACCUCAUUUCGGUUGAUGGACGAGACGGAAAAGGACGAGAAUGAGACUUGGCGAGAGAUUCCGAGAUCGGCCAUGAUGAAAAUUUAGAAAAGACAGAAUAAAUUUUUGAUUCCUAAAAAAAAUCAAUUUUAUUUACGGUAUAUGAUGUAAAGUAUACAAAUUAUUACUUGGGCAACAAACAAGACGUUAUGGUUUAUGGAGAGAACAAUAUGAUUGUCCCUACAGAGGAUGUUUGUGUGGCAGAUGAGCCUAUGGUGCUUUGCAUUGUACGGGACAUGACAGACUCCAGGAGCUCUAGCAAACACACUCUUAACCUCUCUGGGAGUACAACAUGUAGGGGACUCAUUGAAGAACUGGGCAAACUUCUGCGAUAUUAUCCAGAUACUUUCACUGUAUACUACGAGAGACCUGUUGAUGGGGAUUACGAAGAGGUGUUGAUUAACGAAGAGGGUGAAAAGCCACUAAGUUUGGUGUGUGCACAUUGUGGUAAUGGAAAGAAGAAUAUAUUCACUGUCAAUGAUAAGGAUGGAAAACAACCAGAAAGACUACCUGAAGAAAUAAGAGAGGAAGCUGAAGAAGACCCUGUUGACAACCCAGGUCUUGGGGACAGUUUCAUAGGGCAGCUUGAUGAGAACAAGGACUCAGAUACCCUUGGCCUAGGGGCCUCAGCCUCCCCAACCACCCACCAGGAACCGACAUAUGGGCCAUCAAACUACCGUUCUGGUUCAUCAUACUCCUCAGAUUACUCUUACUCAUCUGCUCUCAUGAAAUCCGAUACAGGUUACGUAGGUUUAGUUAAUCAGGCCAUGACGUGCUACCUGAACUCCCUGCUACAAACUCUGUACAUGACCCCAGAGUUCAGAAAUGCCAUCUAUAGGUGGGAGUUUGAUGGUGAAGAGGCAGAAAUGGUGAAGAGCAUUCCUUUUCAGUUACAAAGGCUCUUCCUGCUUCUACAGACCAGCAAGCGCAAAGCAGUUGAGACAACUGAUAUCACACGUAGCUUUGGUUGGGACAGUAGUGAAGCGUGGCAGCAACACGAUGUACAGGAGCUGUGUAGGGUAAUGUUUGAUGCCCUAGAGAUCAAGUGGAAGAAUACAGACCAGGCCCACCUUAUUAACCAAUUAUACCAGGGCAAGAUGAAGGACUAUGUAAAAUGUCUUGAGUGCUCAUAUGAGAGUGCAAGAACUGAUACAUACCUUGACAUUGCCUUGGCUAUUCGACCAUUUGGCUCCACUGUGGCAUAUGGCAGUGUAGAGGAGGCAUUGAAAGCUUACACCCAGCCUGAGAUCCUCGACGGAAGCAAUCAAUAUUUUUGUGAAAAGUGCAAUAAAAAAUGUGAUGCCCAUAAGGGUUUGAAGUUUGUGAGUUUCCCGUAUUUGCUGACUAUGCAGCUGAAAAGAUUUGACUUUGAUUACAACACAUUGCACCGAAUUAAACUAAAUGACAAAAUGACGUUCCCAGAAAUCCUGAACCUCAAUCAGUUCAUAGACAAUCCUGAGAAACCCAUUCCAAAUGGUGAGACUGGGGAAACAAGUCCUGUUGCUACGGAGGCAAACUUGGUUGCCAAGGAAACAGUAAAUCAUAUUGUAAAUGGACCAGCAGGGGAUGGUAUUGAGAGCAAUGGAGAAAAUGUAAUCGAUAGGGAGCCUAGUGAUGAAGGUAUAGAUGAGGGCAUUGAUCUAGAGAACUGUGCUUCAGGGGCAUCAACAGCAAGCAGUGACUUCUCCAGUGUCAAUAGUGAGGCAGCAACAAAUGACAGGAAUCUACAAGCAUCUAUAGCAAAGGGCCCAUAUGAGUAUGAGCUGUUCUCCAUCAUGAUCCACUCUGGCAGUGCAGCAGGAGGACACUACUAUGCUUACAUCAAAUCAUUUACUGAUGGCCACUGGUACAGCUUUAAUGAUCAACAUGUGACUAAGAUUACAUAUGAUGACAUUAGGAAAACAUAUGGAGGUAUAGGUGGCAGCAGGGGUUACUAUUCAUCAGCAUAUGCUAGUUCUACUAACUGCUAUAUGUUGAUGUAUCGCCAAAUAGACAAGAAAAGGAAUGCAGAUUUCAUGCAACCACUAGACUUUCCUAAGCACCUUGUGAAACAACACCAAGCCCUUCAGUCAGAAGCUGAAGAGGAAACCAGGAGGAGGGAGAUGGACAGGUGUAUGUGUAAGAUCAAGCUGUUCUGUUAUCACCCAGAGUUGCAGAAACAGAUUGAGACAAAGCUAGAAAUCCACAAAGACAGAACUCUGAAGGAAGCCACAGAGGCCGCAUAUAAGCAAUUAGACUUGGAGAACAUAGUCCAGCUGGAUUACUGCAGACUUGUAAAAUAUGAUGAGUACCACGACUCACUUGAGAAAUCCUAUGAAGGAGAAGAGGAGACCCCAAUGGGAGUGCUCCUGGGUGGAGUGAAACAAUCAUACACAUUUGAUCUUCUAAUGGAGAUACGCAGAGAGGGACAGAAGUUUCAGCCUUAUAAACCUGGAGGUGUAACAGUAAAGGUGUUUAAGAUAGACCUGGAUACAGAGACCAUACAUAACCCAGUCAGCAUGCGGGCCUAUUUAACACAGACCAUAUCUGACUUUAAAACAAUGAUUGCACAGCACUUUGGUGUGAGUAAUACAGGUGAUCUCCGCUGUGUGUUGGAGCGUUAUGUGAAUGAUCUAAGACUGCUGUGUGUGCCUCAUAAGACACUCAAGUCAGAGGGCUUCUUCAGAAGUAACAAGGUGUUUGUGGAAUGCUCGGGCUCAGAGACAGAUGACAAAUCACUUUUCCCAGAGACACAUCUGUUUCGUCUGUUGGAUCGCUAUGAGAACACAAUACGCAUACUCGUCAAUAUACCUACAGAGUUAAAGGUAAAAUAUCACCUCAAGCUUAUAGAAGAGAAUCAGUCACGUCUUAAUGCAGUACUUACUUAUCCUAGCCAAUCAAAUCAAAGAACUGAGUCACAUGACAUCGAUGAAGGCAUUGAUGACCCAAAUGACCUUAGUAGCCCAUCAGCCAAUUAUGACACUUCAUUGUACAGGACUAGGGCUAAAAGCAAUGAUAUACACAGGGCAAUUAGUGACACAAUACAUAGGGAAAAUAUAAGGCAAUCGGGUCCAGAUGGCUCAUGUACAGAUAGUAUAUCAGACAUUACUACAUCUGUAUCAUAUGACACACCUGUAAGUGAGAAUCAAGAAACUCUAUCAGUAUCAGAGACUGAGGCACAAGUAUUAGACUCUGGAGAAACCAGCAUGCAACAUAACAAACAUGAAAUUUUAGAUACAGCUGGGUCAAAUAUAAGCUCCGCAGAUGUGGGGGCUAGUAUAAGUAAUGAUGCCCAGGCAGGUACGAGUGGAAGUAUUGAGGGGGACGUCCAAGGGCCACAGGAUGCAGGCCCUGGGGUGGAACAAGGAGCAGGGGACACCCUGGCAGGAACAAGUGCCAUAGAAGUCGCUGAGGAAGCUGGGGCUGAUGGUCCACAAGAGGAAGAAGAGGAAGAGAAGUGGUACUUCAGUGCUGAGCUUCAUAUAGAUCCACUUACCUUCUAUAGAUCUCUUACAGUAUUUGUUGACAAGCGGAUCACACUCGCAGCUCUAAAAGCAGAGUUACAGUCAUAUGUAGGGGUCUCCUGUGAGCAAUUCAAGGUUUACAGAGUCUAUAGUAACAGUCAGGAGUUUGAAUGCACCAGACUUUCUGAGAACCUCACAUCUUAUGGAGAUGAAAGCAAGUUGAAUGUGAAGCUUGGAAGAGCGUUGAAGAAAGGAGAGUAUAGAGUCAAAGUCUACCAAUUAGUCACCGAUGAACAAGAACCUGGGAAGUUUCUCUUAGACACCAUAUUUGCCAAGGGGAUGACAGUUCUAGAAUCUAAAAAGUUGAUUUUACCCGAGAUACAAGCUCUGUGUGGGCCCGACUGUACUGCAGAAAGUAUCCGACUAAGGAGGAAAACGUGGAAAAAUCCGGGCACAAUCUACCUGAAUGAACAACGCUACGAGGAUGACAUCCCUAUCUUUGCAAACUGGGAGAUCUUCCUUGAAGUCCUGGAUGGCCCCGAUAGGAUCCAGGUUUCCUCUCAGCUUGCAGUGUUUGCCCGCCAGUGGCACCCAUCUAGUCACACUAUAGAUGGCUUUCAAGAGGUUGUAUUGGAUACAACAAACACAGAAGAGCUGAGAGAAAAGUUGUCUGAGAUCAGUGAUAUCCCAGUUGAGGACAUUGAGUUUGCCAAAGGACGUGGCACCUUUCCAUGUGAAGUGUCAGUGCUAGAAAUACAAACAGAUCUAGACUGGAACCCUGAUGUCAGCCAACUUAAUGUGUGGCCGUUGUACAUAUGUGAUGAUGGCAAUCUAGUCUACUACAGAGACAAGAAGGAAGCAACGGCAGAAUUAGAUGAGGAGAAGAAGAAAGAAAUACAACAAAAAGAAAAUGCAA